AUGUUGCCACGUAAGUCUUGCCGUCAUCGUACCCUUUCCGCCAAAGGAUUGGCCCACAAAGAAGACACUAACAUUGCAGUUCGAAAGCGGAAAUUGUCAACGGGUCUGUCUCAUCAACCCCUGGCCCCGGAAUGCCUGAAGAAGGUGGCAAACUCUUACAAGCGCCUGUGCUCAGACUCUAAGGCACAGCUUACUGCUGUGCUACCGCCACUGGGCCUUUGUGACGCGGAGAAGCGUUCGUCUGCACCCCAAUUGCCAAUCAGGGCCGUUGAUUCUCCGGAGGACGACAAAAUCGACCCGGUAGAGAAACUUUUGAGCAUGAGCUCUACAAAUGAUAUUCUCUACAUGGACUCGGAUUCCUCCGCGGAGUCGCCACUCACGUCGCUCGACGAGCCAGCCACCUCUUCUGCAUAUCCAAGCCUUAGCUUGAACUUCACCAAGGCCAUCAACGACGACUUGCGUUUAUAUUACCUGCGGCUCCGAAAAUCUCCUAUGGAGAUCCACAACGAUCACUCGUCGUUUUCGGUGUUGAAUAGCAAGCCUCCCGUUGAGGAGCCAAAGGUGUGCUCUUCUGCAUCGCAAGCUUCAUCUGUUCCAUUCUUCAAGAACGUCAACUUUAGCUCCACUCCUUCGUUCCAAAAGCUCGACGACUACAUCUUCUGUAGUGAUGACGAGGACGAUGAGCCGCUCUCCACCGACUCUGAGCAUGAGGAUUUGCCCUCCAGCACUGCUAGCCACCGCUUGCCAGUGGAGGAGUCGGGAAAGAUGUCUUUCCAUUACCGCCAGAACUCUAACAUGAAUUUGUCGUUGAGCGAUGUGCAGACUGAGCAGGAUCCUCAAGACAUCUUCAAGUUUUUGACCCAUCGCUCGGUUCUCUCUGGCCGUGCCAGUGAGAUGAUUGGAACAUCUACUUUUAUGAUUAAAGACUUUUUCUUCUAG
Sungouiella intermedia is the source of this 939-nucleotide messenger RNA. The record is from the annotation of a GenBank genome assembly. Lineage: Eukaryota; Fungi; Ascomycota; Pichiomycetes; Serinales; Metschnikowiaceae.